AUGGCCACGUUACACUGCAAUUCUCUUAUUCUCAACAAAAUCUCUCACCCCAUUAGAAGAACACACUCUUUCAACCCUGUUUUCUCCUCUCCAGCUUUUAUCCAAAAUCUUUCCACUGGAUUAAACCCCAAAUUUUCCAAAUUGGGUUGUAACGUUUCUCCUGACAACACACUUGUAUCCAAUUUCUCUGUAACGGAUUCCUAUAAACUCACAUAUUUAGAGGGAAAUAGUUGGCUGUGGAAUGUGGGUGGACCAAAUAUAUUGGUUGAUCCAAUUUUGGUCGGUAACUUGGAUUUUGGAAUUCCUUGGCUAUAUGAUGCUUCUAAGAAAUUCUUAAACAACUUCCAGCUCAGUGAUCUACCUGAAAUUGAUUGCUUACUCAUUACUCAAAGCCUUGAUGAUCACUGCCAUUUGAAGACCCUAAACCCUUUUUCUCAGAAAUUUCCAAAUACUAAAGUUAUAUCAACUCCUAAUGCCAAGACCUUACUCGACCCUCUUUUCAGAAAUGUUACAUAUAUAGAACCUGGACAAAGCUCUGAAAUUGAAACAAAAGAUGGUUCUAAGAUUACGAUCAAGGCUACAGCAGGACCAGUUCUUGGACCACCUUGGCAACGUCCUGAAAAUGGGUAUCUUGUUACAUCUCCACUGGUGCAAUUGUCUCUCUACUAUGAACCUCACUGUGUGUAUAAUCAUCGGUUCAUUGAAAAGGAAAGAGCAGAUAUUGUGAUCACACCGGUCGUAAAACAGUUAUUGCCCAAUUUUACAUUGGUUUCAGGACAAGAAGAUGCAGUGAAACUUGCAAAGCUUCUUCAAGCCAAAUUCGUUGUGGCAAUGAAAAAUGGGGAUUUAGAUAGCAAAGGGCCUCUUGCAAGCAUAAUUCAGUCAGAAGGAACAAUAGAAUCAUUCAAGGAGCUUCUAUCAAAAGAAUUACCAGGUGUGGAGGUUGUAGAGCCCAUCCCAGGUAUUCCAGUUGAAAUUCCCGCAAAUUAA
Messenger RNA from Vicia faba (fava bean), 990 nucleotides. Lineage: Eukaryota; Viridiplantae; Streptophyta; Magnoliopsida; Fabales; Fabaceae. The record is from the annotation of a GenBank genome assembly.